This is a messenger RNA of Staurois parvus, 1971 nucleotides long. The record is from the annotation of a GenBank genome assembly. Lineage: Eukaryota; Metazoa; Chordata; Amphibia; Anura; Ranidae.
UGCAAGUGGGCUUGUCUUAUUCUUACCAUCAUUUUUUUUUGUGUUCCGUUUCUCCUUAACCCUUUUGCUGCCAAUACACUUGCCUCAAACAGCACACGUACAAAUACAAAAUGUGCUUUAUGUUUCAUAACAUUGUAUUGUUCUUUAAUUGCCUCUAAUCUGUGUCAUUUUGUUGUUCUCUUUUUUGUAGAUGACUUUUUAGACAAGAAGCGAGAAUGCUCUCCCAACAGUAACAGCGAGUGCCCAGUGGAAAGCAAGAAAGCCAGAAGCGAGUCUCCAAAGGAAAACUCCCAAACUCCCUUGCUGGAAGAGCCAUUGGCUCAAAUGACCCCAGAGGAGCAUUACAGACGCAUGAUGUCAGCACUUAAUGAACACAGCAGCUUUGAGGAGCAGCAACAGCGGCUCUACCAGCUGGCGAACACCAUGGCUGUACCUACACACAGUGAUCUGUUGCGGGCACGCCAAGAAGUGGCAGCUGCUGUGGUGAGAAACCCAGGAGCGAUGGAAGCUCACAUACCCACCUCAAGUAACUCCUCAAGCCAGCGGAGGAAGCAAGGCCUGCCGCAGCAUCGGGACACCUCCCACUUCACAGACAGGGAAAUUUCUCACCCACCCCCUUUGCUGUCACCUCAGAAUGCUCCUCAUAUUGCCUUGGGACCACAUUUAAGGCCACCAUUUCUUGGGGUGCCCUCUGCUCUGUGUCAGAGUCCAGGUUAUGGUUUCUUACAGCCAGCCCAGGCGGAAAUGUUUGCACGACAGCAGGAAAUUCUGCGGAAACAGAACCUGGCCAGACUUGAAAUGUCUGCUGAGAUAAUACGUCAGAAGGAACUGGAGAACCUACAUAGACAGAGACUUUUGGCUGGCGAUCCACUGACCCUUCACCCUGGUUUACCACCUGACCACCCUGCUCUGCGUAACAUGCAUGAGCUCCCAGAGGGCCACCCUUUAAGAGAGGAACUGUCCAGAAGGAAUGCCAUGCUUGUUCUAAGACACAGUAACACCCCUCUUCUCUCCCUGAACCACCAGGGAGUACCAAGUGUGCCUCCUCCCAAGGAAUCCCAGAGUGCAAGAAGGGCAAGUCGAAAGUCUGCUCAUCACCGGAUGGAAGCUCAGGGAAACCAUGGAGAAGCAAAGGAACUCUUGGAUCAGCGUUUGAGAGAGGGCGUUUCAGAAGGCAAUGACGAGGAGAUGAAAGAUUCAGAAAGUGAGGCAGAGGAGAAGACAGACAGCUUAAGAGUGGAGCGAGGAGCCUCCUCCUCAUCUCAUGAACUGCAAGAGUGUAAAGACACCCUCAAAGGAGGAGAUUCUGUAAAAGAGUCCAGUGAUACUCAAACUCACCAAAGCCUCCCCUGUGGACCUGCAGAGUCACCCACUCAUGUCUUAGGACCAGGAAUCAGCAAAGGAGAUGGAAAGUACUUGCCCACAAAUUCAGUGCCUCCACCUCAGCCAUUUCCUUUUGGAUUCCCCUAUGCGGUCAACCCGUAUUUCCACACAGGUGCCAUGGGGGGACUCUUCCUGGAUGGGGAGGACAGUGUGGUGCUGGAAGACCUCAGCAAAUGGACAGUGGAGGAUGUCUGCAGCUUUGUGGGCAGUCUGUCUGGCUGUGCAGAAUACACACAGGUAUUUCGGGAGCACUGUAUAGAUGGGGAAACUCUGCCACUACUGACUGAAGAGCACUUACUGAAUAACAUGGGCCUGAAGCUUGGGCCAGCACUAAAAAUAAGAGCACAGGUUGCCAAGAGACUUGGACGAGUCCUUUAUAUGGCCAGUUUUCCAGUGGCAUUCCCUCUCCAGCACCCAAGCCUGCGAGCAGCAGACAGAGAACUGGGAAGCAGUGAGAUUAGACCUCCCUCUACGGGUAGUGCUGGAUCUCCCUUUCCCACUGCCCUCCUUCCUCCCAGCCGCAUUUCACCGAAACAUGAAAACGGCAGUACAGCAUACUUAAACGAACCUGCUAAAUCCCUUUCUUAA